Messenger RNA from Apis cerana (Asiatic honeybee), 5117 nucleotides. Its product is annotated as farnesyl pyrophosphate synthase-like. NCBI's taxonomy places the organism in Eukaryota, Metazoa, Arthropoda, Insecta, Hymenoptera, Apidae. The record is from RefSeq and is a predicted model, not a curated record. Gene Ontology annotation, molecular function: dimethylallyltranstransferase activity; (2E,6E)-farnesyl diphosphate synthase activity. Gene Ontology annotation, cellular component: cytoplasm. Gene Ontology annotation, biological process: trans, trans-farnesyl diphosphate biosynthetic process.
AUCUUAGUGUAAAAUAAUCUUAUUAAUAAGUGCAUAAUUUUGAUCAAAUAAUAUCCAAAUUGUUGCUGAUGAUUUCAAAUAAUUCAAUUAUAAGAAGAAUAUUUUGAAAUAUGAGCGAUAUGGAAAUAACGAUGAUUUAAAUUAUAUAAUUAUAGAAGUGAUAGAUUGACAUUCGUAAAGUAAAUAAAUUCUGAUUGGUUUAUUUCAAAAAAUUGAAUAUUCGAAAAUCAACAUUUAUAAAAAUAAACACGCAUAUUGGUGUUAAAAAUUACAAAAAGGUUAUGAAUCAUCACGUGUCAGUAAGGAAUGAAAGAGAUUUCCUUUGUUCUGUGUUGUUUCGAGCACUUUCAGUUCUGCAUGAAAAGUAAUAGAUGUGCACGUUCUUUGAUUUUAUUUUUGUUUGUUUCUAAUCUAAUUUAGUAUUUAUUUAUGAUUAUAUAAUUUUUAUUUUUUAUACUAAUUAGUACACAAAACAAUAUUUUAUGAAAUUCUAAUAAAUAUAUGAAUAAUGUAUAAUCUAAUCAUAGAACAAAAGAUUUCUCCAGUAUGAACAAUUACUCUCAAGAUCGUCCAAUUUAAAUUUUUUUUCAUCAGAAAAAAUAAACUAAAAAAAAUGCAUUAAUAUGUAUAAUCAUCAAAAAUUUGAAAUCUGAUAUCUAUGAAUAUUUGUAUGUUCAAAUUGUCAUGCUUUAUGAAAGUGUUUUUAAAUUUCAUCUUUUAAUAUUAAAUAACGAUUGAUAAUUCGAUAUAUUAUCGAAUGAGAAAUAUUGAAUUGAAACUCUUAACUUGAGAGACAAAAGAUAUUAUUAUCCUGCGGAGCAAAUUCGAUUGUUUAUUCAAAAAUCGAGAUUCUGUUUGGAAACCGAUUUAUUCGAGAUAAUGACAAAAUUAACAAAAUUGAAGGUAAUCAUCACAUCUAAAGAAGUAAUAUAUAGUUUGUGCAGUUUUGUACACAUCUCAUAAUAACAACAGCAAGGACAAUAGUGUUUUCAUUGUAAUCAUCCAUAGCAACGCUGCUUAAGAUCUACUAUUCCAGAAGCUUUGACACGAGAAUUUUAUGAAAAAAAUAAUAUGCAAACUCAUGUUAAAGAAAAGGAUUACAACGGAAAGAUUCUCUAUAUUGAACGUUAGUGCCAUCUAAAGAUUGAAUAAAUAACAAGAUAUUGCUAUUUCGCAAGACCUAUAAUAUAUAUCAAAAGUAAGCCAGAUUUUGACCUUAGCUUUGACGUAAGCUUAAAUUUUGACCUAGGUUAGGCCAGAUGAUAUGUUAAUAUAUUCCAACAAAUAUUGAAUCUUCUUCUUCGACAAAUAAUACAAUGAUGAUGUACAAAAAGUUAGAUUCAAAUUGAGAAGGAAAAACUGUCGCAAGCCACAAUAUAAACGCGAAUAUAUUUCAAAUAUCGAGAUAAGAAGCACCAUGAUAAGAAGAAAUUAUGUAAGCCAUGAUGAUAAGUGCUGUCUUCUGAACGUAAAAGAGUCUCUUUUUGUUGUUGUUCCUAUGCACAGGAGACUCAUGUCAACAUAACGUAAUUAAAGUAUGAAUAAGACAUUGAGACAAUAUUUUCAAAUCAUGUCAAUCUCAAUGACAAUUCUUCAACAUCAUUCUAUAGUUGAAACGUUUAAUUAAUUUUCUUGAACAAUGGAAUGACGGAUUCUAUAUUGUAUUUUUCUACAGUAUUUCUCCUCAGUCUAAUUUUAGAAAUUUUAAUUAAAUGUCGUUGGCCCAUUGUGUGCUUCAAUGAGGAAUGCACUAAAAUAAAUGUGGAGAAGAACAAAAAUAUUCCUAUAAAUUUGAAGAUAAUCAGAAAUUUGUGAACUCUUAAACUAUUUGGACUAAAUAAAGUUUUUAGAAGCUUUAUGAAUUCAGCAAACUUUGCAUCACAGUGCAUGUUUAUCGUAUGGACAAAUAUGGAAUAUUUUAAUAUAUUAUGGGCCCAAUGACAAAGAAUUUCAGGUUAUUGAUUAUUACAUAAUAACACUAAUAAUUUAAGGAAACGGAGAUCGUCCAUGAUAGAAAAAAACGCUACUGUUAGCGUUUGCAACAUCAGCCACCUGAGAAGAAAAUCGAUAUAUUGCCUUCUUAAACAGCAUAAUAGAUUGUACAUGUAUAAAUAUAUUCAACGGUUUAAACAUUCGAGAUGAUUAUUGGAAAAAAUGGAACGGAAUCCUUCGUUCUAAAAAAUCGUGUUACAAACAGAUGAAGCGCUCUUUUACGCUUCGUCCACAUUCGAUCAAAUAAUGAACAAAAGUAUGUCAAUUCGUUUAAAGAUGAAAGAAACGAAUUAAUGGCUAUGUGGCCCGAUAUUGUUCGUGAAUUGACGGAAGAAGAUAACGAAGAAUUACCAGAUGUUAAAAAAUGGUUUAAAGAGAUAUUGGGAUAUAAUGUUCCGAAAGGAGGAAAACGAAGAUCAAUACCACUUGUAAUCGCAUAUAAAUUGCUGGCAUCUCAAGAUCAGUUAACGGAAGAAAAUAUUCGUUUAGCUCGUAUCCUGGCCUGGAGUAUAGAAAUAAUGCAAGCUUUUUACACAGUAAUAGAUGAUCUUUUAGAUAAUGCAAACAUGCGACGAAAUCAAUUAACCUGGCAUGUUAAAAUUGGAUUAGGUGCAAUUAAUGACGGUUUAAUUAUGGAAACAUGUAUAUAUAAGCUUAUUAAGAAACAUUUUAAAUCGAAAAAUUGUUAUACAGAUAUCGUGGAUAUACUUUUGAAGUAUCAUACAAAAACAACGCAUGGUGAAUGUCUAGAUAUAUUGAUAUCGACAGAUUGGGGGAAGAAUGCUAAUUUUAAUGUUUUUUCUAUGGAUCGAUACAAUGAUCUAGUAAAAUAUAAAACAUCUUAUUUCUCAUUUAUGCUUCCGUUCAGUCUUGCUAUGCGCUUCGCUGGCAUAAUCGAUCCAGAAAUGCAUAGGGAAGCAGAAAAUAUUUUGAUAAAAAUGGGUCAUUUUUUCCAAGUACAAAAUGAUUUUUUGGAUUAUUACAGUAAAGAAGAAAUCGGAGGAAAAAGUGGAACUGACAUACAAGAAGGAAAAUGUACAUGGCCCAUUGUGGUUGCAUUGAAGCGAGCUACAGCCGAACAAAAAAGAAUUUUAAAAGAAUGUUAUGGAGUAGCUGAUGAAGAAAAAGUAAAACGUGUGAAAGAAAUUUAUGAAGAGAUAGGUAUAUCGAAUAUCUAUUAUGAUUACGAAGAAGAAACGCAUAAUUUAUUGAAUAUAUAUAUACAGCAAUUAUCUUCGAAACUUCCACCUGAAUAUUUUUUAUACUUACUCGCUACAUCAUGUAGUAAAAUAGGGCAAAAAGAUAUUUAAAAAUGCAUGGGAACACAUUCGAUUAUUCAGAUAUUUCUAAAAUAAUAUUCAAAUAAUAUUUUUCUAUAACAUUCUUCCAUACAAAAAAAUAUUUGUAAUAAAUAAUUUUUAACAAAAAUUAAUAAACUAAUUUUUAACAAUUGAAAAGAUUACUAAAAAUUUAUCAAAUGUAAAAUGAAUGAAAAAUAUAAUAAAAAUUAAAUAAUAAAAUCUUUGAAAAUCUGUUUUCAAAACGAAACAAAAAUUACAUGGCAAAACAUACGAUUAUCCAGCGAUUCCUAAAUUAAUUAGGAGCAAUAUUUUCCUAUGCAAAAAUUUCUAUUAUUUUUUGUUAUUAACGUAUUAUUAACGAAGAAUAUUUACCAAUUAAGUACGUACUCUAGCCAUAAAGAUAGUAUUGGCUAUGUGUCGCCAUAUAAGGAAAGAUAAAUUGAAGCAACGUAUCGAAGACACUAUCUUAUAUGUAAUAACUAUUUUAUAUCGAUAAAAAAUACAUAUUUGGAAUAAAAAAAAUAAAGGAUUAUUAUAAAGGAAAUAAAAAAUUAAUUAAAUAAAAAAUUAUCAUGAAUUAUAUUAAAUUAAAAAAGAAUUGAUCAAAUAAAAAAAAUGAAAUCAGAUUUUGAAAUAAUUUUUCAAAUCUUUUUUCUUAGGUAUCUCUUCUUAAUAUUAAUAUUUUCUCAUAUACAUACUUAUACUUUUUGAAGGUAUCAUCGAUUACAUUAUGCAUAAGUGUUUUUUUCUUUUUUUUAAUUAAAAACUCAUUCAAACGAAAGAUUUCGUAAAGGAAAAUAUUCCUUGAAAUUACUUUUAAAAUUUUCAAUUAACGAAUAUUUCUAUAUUUUGGAUACACUAUAUAUAGGAAUAAAUGAAAACAUAAUAUUUUUUAACGAAUAUAAAUUUUGUUCUAAUGAAACUUUUCUACUAACAAUUUAUAAAAAACAUAAUAUUUAAUUUAGUCGUUUCUCGAAAUUAAUAUUUUUUGAGAUUAAAUGUUCUUUAAAAUUAUCUCAAAAAUCUCCAAUUAAAGAAAUACAUGAAAUAAUACAAACAUGAUUUUUCAACAAAUAUAAAAAUUUUGUUCUAAAGAUUUUAUAGAAAUUCUAAAUGUUAUAUAUUCUUAUUUAUUUCGUUUGUUUCUUUAUAAGAAUGAAAUGAAAAAUAAAAAUUAAAUUUCGAAUUUUUUCAAUCGAAGACAAGUUGACAAGUCGUUCUUUAAAAAAAUACACAUACGUUGGUAACUUAUUUUUCUUAUUUAAUUUUGAGGACAAAAUUCAAUUUCGCUUGAUCUUCUUCGGCAAUUUUAAUGAAGCUGAGAAUUCUGUAGACUUAUUAAUCAUACAUUUUUAAAAUUAAUCUCAUAUAAAUUAUUUUCUCGUGAAAUAAUAUAAAAUAAUAUUUUAUAAUAAUUAAUACGAUAAUAAAAAUAUUAGUGUACUCAUUGGAUUAAUAAGUAAGUUCAAGAAUAGAUUUUUUCGAAAUAUAAAUUUAUUUUUCAAGUAAUGAUAUAUAAAAAAUAAAUAAAUGAUUUUCUUCAUUUUAAUGUUUUUUUUCUUUAUUCUGCAUAAUCUAUAGAUAUGUUAGUUAUCAGUUAUUUGAAGAAAAUUUCUUUCAACGCAAUUAAUUAAUUAAAAAAAAUAAUUUAUUUACUUUUCGAAAUAAAUUAUUUUCAAUUUUAUAAACAUUUUAAUUAUGAAAUCAUGUAUAUAAUUAUACGCACAUGUAUCUAUACUGUAUAUCUGUAUUAUUUUUAAUUGUAUCUAAUAUGUUUAUGUUAUAUUUAUAUUGACAAAAAUAAAUCCUAAAUCAGCAUAAAAA